AUGCGUAAAUUCUUCGAGAGCCUCCAUUCGCAUAAACUUCUCACAAGCAAGAAGCGCCAAAAACGCUCAAUCGACCAUGACAACUGCCCAAUCAAUGGCCAAUCGUCUUUCCCCUUUUUCUCCCUUCCGCCAGAGAUCCGCAACCAAAUUUACUUUGCUCUCUUUAGCUGUGACCAAGCCAUUCACCUUUUCCAUGUUAAAGAAAACCUCUACCUACUUCGCUGCCGUCAGUCAACUCCGCACCUUGACGGGACCUGUUGCCCCCAUCUCUCCCUAGCCGACGGCGCCAUCCCGUCCAUACGCGAGUCCUUGGCCAAAAUCUCUCACUGCGAUGAUACAUGUAAGUCAAGAAUUAAGACGCCACAUUCAGCCCUCGCCCAUCUACCCACUUCCAUCCUAUACGCAAACAAGCAACUAUACAACGAGGCAGCCGCCGUGCUCUAUUCAGAACUCAGCUUCGAAGCCUCUGAGCUCAAGACUUGGAUCCUCUUUGCGCACAUGGUGUCACCUCACCAUCUGGCGCUCGUCAAGCGGUUGUGGAGCACCUGGAUUGGUUUGCCGUGUUUAACAAUGGCGCCGGUACGUCCUGGUGCGACCGGUUAUGCCUCGUACGAACAAUAUACGUUGUGGGACGAGCCGUGGGACGAGUUUUGGGCGAUUGUGAGCAGUAGGAUGGACGGCUUGGUGGAGCUUGGCUUUUGUAUGAAUUACGAUGCGCAGUAUUUGGAUCGAUCGACGGAGGCGAAGUGGCUGGAGCCUAUGUUGACGGUCAGAGGAUUAAGGAACCUCGACGUGUGGGUUCGGGAUAGGAUUGGGGGCCAGAGUAAUAGGCGUGGAGAGGAUGAGCCUGGAGCGAAGCGAGAGGGAGAGGCUUUGGUGCAAUUUUUAAAAGGGAUUAUGUGUCAGGGAAAACUGCGAAAACUGGUUGAUGGUACUCAUGGUGACCUUCCUGCAGAGGUAGUCGCUGGCGGUGAGAAAAAUUAA
Messenger RNA from Histoplasma capsulatum G186AR, 984 nucleotides. RefSeq lists its product as uncharacterized. The coding region runs from base 1 to 984 and encodes 327 amino acids. The transcript has a single exon. Lineage: Eukaryota; Fungi; Ascomycota; Eurotiomycetes; Onygenales; Ajellomycetaceae. The record is from RefSeq and is a predicted model, not a curated record.